This is a messenger RNA of Hibiscus syriacus, 1010 nucleotides long. Its product is annotated as mitotic checkpoint serine/threonine-protein kinase BUB1-like. Bases 164 to 919 code for a protein of 251 amino acids. Gene Ontology annotation, biological process: mitotic spindle assembly checkpoint signaling; protein phosphorylation; meiotic sister chromatid cohesion, centromeric. NCBI's taxonomy places the organism in Eukaryota, Viridiplantae, Streptophyta, Magnoliopsida, Malvales, Malvaceae. The transcript is spliced from 8 exons. Gene Ontology annotation, molecular function: ATP binding; protein kinase activity. The record is from RefSeq and is a predicted model, not a curated record.
UUAGAUUUCUUAAGAUUUGGUUCAUCUAUAUAAUUAUAUCUUCUCACUCUUGUGCUUUACUUUUCGUUUAAAAAAUUAAGAUGUUGCUUUAAUUGGAGUUUGCUUCCGGGAUGUUGCUACGAUUGAUUAAGGAAGUAAAGAUUACGAGAGUAUUUUUAGAGAAAUGGAAGAGAAUGAGAUAUGUAUAGGACAUUCUUCACUUUACGAGUGGUACGCGCAUAUUUCCUUGAAGCCAAAGGAAUUGGGAAGAAGCACAAAUAAUUUAUUGAAUGGGAAAGCUGAGCCCAUUGAGAAGCUAAAGUUGGCACAAUCCUUAUUUGUUAAAAGAAUGUCUGAAAGGCUUAAUACUUUUUCGCUUGGGAAGGUUGAUGGAGAUGAACAUGCUGAGUUUGGCAAGAAAUUUAUUAACCCAUGGUCUCCCUUCACCGUAGAAGAGCUUUUAAAGAAGAUACAGCCACAAAUCACAAAAUAUGAUGUAUACCACCUGAGUAAGAAAGCUUAUUCUGGAAAAGUAGCCUUAUCUUCUUUGAAGAAAUAUUCAAGGAAUAAAAUUAUUGAGAUAGGUGGAAGGAAGUAUCAGAUUAAGGGGUGUGCUGGUCAGGGUGGCUUUGCUCAAGUAUCUAAAGCGCAUGUUGAUAGGAAUCCAGAUGAUGUUGUUGCAUUAAAGAGAUCAAGCUUUGGUUUUGCGCAUAAAAUUCAUAUCUAUUAUGAUUUUAGCAUACUCAUAUGUGACUAUCUAUCUCAUGGGACACUUCAGGAUGCCAUUAAUUCUUAUGUUGUCACUGGCAAGUUCAUGGAAGAGGUAUUAUGUAUUUAUUACACUAUGGAGAUGCUUUAUAUGUUGGAAACUUUGCAUAGUGUUGGCAUUAUUCAUGGUGAUUUCAAACCUGAUAAUCUCCUCAUUCGCUAUUCUAAGUAAGUGUUGCUUUCCAUCUCAUCAUUAUAGAUAAUGACUGAAGGUUUAGUACAAAUUUCUUGUACGCUUGUAGCUAUAGAUUGUUACUUGAUAU